AUGUCGUAUCCGCCAUCAAAGAGACAGCGAUCCAAUACCUCGAGAGAAGCCGUCCACACCACCCCGCAGACUCAAGCUCCCGCCCUUCGACAAGCCCACGUCAACCAGGUCAGCCAGAUCAACCCGAGUCUCGGCGGACUAUACUCGCCGGGCGCCUACACCAAUGGCGGCUAUGCGCCUCCGCCGUCCGGUCUCCCGACUGUCAACUAUGGUUCAUAUGCGGCGAAUCCGGUGACAUCACAGCACAACGGGUACGGCGGAGGCUACCAGAACUCCUCGACCGCAGCGGCCGCGGCGGCAGCAGCAUACGGUGCCGGACCCUAUAGUCCCCAGCAGCAAGCACACGCCUAUAACACCACACAUUAUCCGCAGCCACAGCCGAGUCCCCAGCUGCCGUCCCACAAUGGGCACUAUCCUCAGGCGGCACUCAACGGUGUACAGAACGGAGGCUAUCCAACCACUCACACCCCCCAGCCGGGAACCAGAGGGCCAUACUCGCCAGCACCAGUUCCUCCAAGUCAUCAGGCUACGACCUACCACCAGCCACAACCUCGAAACCCCACGGCCGCGAUCCAGCACGCCCAGCACCCUAUAACGCAAUAUGGAGAAUCAUUUUCUUCCCAACCGAGCUCUCACGCGACGGCAUACCAUACGAACGCCACCCCAUAUCCAGAGCCCACGGUAAACCAUACGAACACCACCCCGUAUACAGAGUCGACUGUGAACCAGCACUACAGUCCUGCCCCUCUGCCUACUCCUCAGCAUGAUGACCGUCCCAUGUCGGAGGAUCCUCCUGAGAACGAUGAUGAGGAUGCGCAGGGCGAGACGGCAGACGAAUCGACCGAGGUUUACACGAGCUCUGAACCAGCGCGGACAUCGAUCCCUACACCUUCGACCGAGCAUUCAAAACCACCCGAGAACAAAUGCGCCUGUAAGAAAGGCCGCGGGAAGAAGAAAGCUUACUUGACCACCUUCUUUGGGACAAGCACCGCUUUCCCCAAACCCUGUGGCGCAAAUGCCUGCUUCGCAACAUGGCUCUCAAACCAGCCCAAUAUCGAAGAACUAGAUAUGGACUUGAUGGUAGAUAUGUUGCUAGAUGAUGACGCAUCCUGGGUGACUAUUAGCAAGUACACAGCGCCCUUCAAGGAAUGGGAGCAGAAGUGGAAAAAAACCCAAAGCGGCAAGGGCAACAAGAAGAAACAAGAAGAGAAACAAGAAGAGCGAGAGCGACUCGAGUUUGAGCUGCUGCGCGGAGGGCUGGGCAACUGCAAUUCCAACGACUUUAAUGGAUUCUGGUAUAGCUUUUGUCAAAGCAAGUGGGUGCCGAUGGACCUCUGGGAGCACUGCCAGGAGUGCCGGGUGUGCAAGCCCAGCGCGGAAUGGCAUUGUGACAAACACGAUCGCUGCACGAAUGAUCGAGUCUGCUCGGGUUGUGCUGCGGCUCCGUUCCCGGAGAUGAUGUACCCAGAAUCGGGCACUUGA
Molecule: messenger RNA, 1482 nt
Organism: Anthostomella pinea
Lineage: Eukaryota; Fungi; Ascomycota; Sordariomycetes; Xylariales; Xylariaceae
Source: the annotation of a GenBank genome assembly